UGUCAAGAGUGUCAAAAGUAAAUACAAUUAUUAUUUUUUUUAUGACAGCCAAACAACUUUGACCGGCACUAUUUUUAUUUAUUAAAAGAAAACAACCAUGGCCGACAAUCAACAAAAACCAAACAGUGAAUUGGAAGAAGAGAUCUUGAGCCAGCUCUUAAUUUUGGAAAAAGAGUUUCGGGACCAUAACACACUCAUGAAGAAUGAACUUGGACAGCAAAAAGAAUUGAUAUCUAGGUUAUGGGUGCUAUCACAAAGAUAUAUUUUACUCAUAAGCACGGGACCAUGUUGUAAAUUUCCGGAAAUAUUUGCUGGACCUGCAGAAGAGACUAUCUUGCAAGAAUUCUCGGAUAAGCUAAAGGCUGUUAAGGCGUCCAAUUGUCGCAUAUCUGUUUCUCUGAAGGACCUAAGAGUAUCACAUCGAACAUUUGAGAACUUAUGUUCCAAAUUGGAUAUGAAUGUAGAAUCACCAAUUAUACAAGGUGAUGCCUACCACAAACCAUUGGCAUAUUUUAUUGAAUUGACCAGUGAUCUGUUUAAAUUCUUUCAUGCCUGGAUAUUAAAACUCAAAUAUACAUCACAUUUAAUUGAUCCAUAUAAAUGUGAUGGUAUCGAGCAUUACAAGACUUUGAUGGAACCUUCGGAGGAUUUUGAGGAAUAUCUUAACGUUGGCCUUACCUAUUGCAAGUGCUUGAGACCAAAACCAACAUGUUAAAUGAAAUUGUAGAAUAAAUAGCAUUUUUAUUUGGUAUAUAGAUAUUUACCAACUGAUCUGUGAUAAAUUUUGA
Messenger RNA from Musca domestica (house fly), 788 nucleotides. RefSeq lists its product as uncharacterized. The record is from RefSeq and is a predicted model, not a curated record. The transcript is spliced from 3 exons. The coding region runs from base 98 to 715 and encodes 205 amino acids. NCBI's taxonomy places the organism in Eukaryota, Metazoa, Arthropoda, Insecta, Diptera, Muscidae.